Molecule: messenger RNA, 1389 nt
Organism: Stylonychia lemnae
Lineage: Eukaryota; Ciliophora; Spirotrichea; Sporadotrichida; Oxytrichidae
Source: the annotation of a GenBank genome assembly
AUGGAAACAAUUAAACCUGACUCUGAUCAAUUACACAAUUCAUUCAUUUACGAAGAAGACCAUAUUGACAACAAAGCUGAUGUUGCGGCCUUCAUUCCUGAAUUAAUUUGUGGAGUUUGUAAUUACAUUCUAAAAAAUCCACUUGAAUGCAAGGUUUGUGAAAAGCCCAUUUGUUCUGACUGUAAAAUACAAUGGUUUGCCAAAAACCCUAAUCAUUGCCCAUUUUGCAGAAGCAAUAGUUAAUUUGAUAAAGUCAACAGAAUUACUAGAAAUUUAUUGGGUAAAAUAAGAUUCACCUGUAUGUACAGAGAUAAAGGAUGCAAAGAGGUGCAUAGCUAUCAGGACAUAUUCAAGCACUAGGAGUCAUGUCCAACUAUCAUAUUUAAAUGUGAGAGUUGCAAUUAUGUUGGCCAUACAGACAAUAAGCAGAAUCACAACUGCAUAACCUAUUUAAGCUAGCAACUAAAAAAUGUCAAUCAAGAAAAUCAAAAGCUUAAAACAAUGUUCUAAUCGACAAAAGAUAAAACCAAUAUUUUCGGAACAAAGUUGUUUUACUUUGCCAAGCUCAACUAGCAUGCAUUUUAUGACUUUGAAACCCUUAAAUGGUCUAGUUUCAAAGUUUUUGACAGAAAAAUAAGCGAGGGAAAAAUUGUAGUACUUAACAAAUAAUUCAUCCUGAUAGUUGGUGGAUACGAAUCAGAGACAUUCGAUUGGAGUUCUGAUGUUCCUAGUUCAUAAAUCAUUAAAUUCAGCAUUCCAUUCAGGAAAUUCAAAACGAUAGGUGAAAUGAUGAAUAAUAGAAUAUACUUCGGUAUAGCACAGGAAGAAGACGAGAUCUAUAUAAUCGGAGGAUCAUUAAAGGGUUCAGAUUUGAAGUAGUGCGAAACUUUUAACACAACAACAAAGCAACAAUAAGCUUUACCUUAGUUAAGCUAGGCAGUUCGAGGUCCCAAUUGCUGCACAUUUUCCAAGAGGUAUGUAUAUACUGUAGGUUUUGAAACAUAAGGCAAUAGAACAUCAAUUUAAUAGCUAGAUUAAUAAAGAGGCAGCUGGUAAAUCAUUCAUAUUAUGGCUGAAAAGAAAAUAUGGUUAGUAGGUCUGCAUAUGCUAAAUGCUGAGACAAUGAUUAUGUUUGGAGGUCAAGCAAUCCAUGAUAACAAUCUUAAGUUCAAUCAAAUAAUCAAAUACAAAGUCUCAAAUAACAAGAUCAUUCCUAUGGAAUAAUAACUGAUGAAGGCUGAUAAAUUCUUCUUUAAUAAUCAAAAUAUAUACGACAAGGAAUCCAAUUCUUUAUACUCAAUGGGUAGAGAUUAUAUUCAUAAAAUCUCACUUGACAAGAUGAGUUGCUUCAUCCCUGACGUUGGAUAUGUCGAAUAUUAUUCUCAAUGA